This is a messenger RNA of Strongylus vulgaris, 363 nucleotides long. The record is from the annotation of a GenBank genome assembly. NCBI's taxonomy places the organism in Eukaryota, Metazoa, Nematoda, Chromadorea, Rhabditida, Strongylidae.
AUGAAUGCGCAUAACGAGGUUGCUGACGCGGGAGAAGAGACGAUCAAUGAAGCGAUUGUACGUCGAAGUAGACGAAGUUUGGCGAGGAAAGAUUAUUCCAUGAAACAGGAAGAUGACGAGAUUUCAUCGAGUUCAUCAUCAAGUGGUAGCGACAGCGAAAAUCUGUCAGAUGUGCUCAAAUCUGAGGCAAGCAGUGAAGGCGUAGCUGCUGAGGGAGGAAAUGCUUCAUAUGAUAGUGAUGAGAGCUUUGAAGUGGUUCCACAGAAACGCGCCAGAGGCUCUGGAAGCGGGAAGCAGUCGGGACGCAGGCAACCCGCCAAAAAGAAAGUUAAAAAUAGCAGUUAUGGUACCAAAGUAUCUUAA